UGGGAUGCGGAGUGUUCUAUAUAGAGUGCGGACGGGGAGGGGGUGCGCAGUGCUUUAUAUAUAGCGGUAGCGGAUGGUGAUGAUGAGGCAGUAGCUCUGUGUCUCCUGUCGGCUCUGCUCUGUGUUCUCCUCUCUCUGCAGCAGCCAUGGCAUCUCACAUCCUGCAGAUUCUCCGCCAAGGUGUUUGGGCUGCAUUAACCGGAGGAUGGUACCACGAUCCCGAGGACAGCCAGUUCAAUAACAUCUGUCAUCUAUAUCUCUGGUUCUUCCUGCUGCUGUUACCUCUGGCCAUGCAUCUGGGCUUGCCUGCAACAAGACUCACAUUAUGCCUUUAUUGCAUAUCUACAACAAUGUUGUUUACAGUGAUUAAAUUUGUAAGUUUUCGGCUACAUCUAAUGUUUGACAACGGAACGGUGGUCCAUCAUAAAAAACACAGCAAAAAAGCCAAAAAGGCCAAAGAUGUUGGCAACAGCAAUAUUUCAAGCAACCACACAGAUCCUAGCAAGAAUGUAGAGUUGGAUAUUGACGAAGUUACACAGAGCCAUCAGGAAAGCAACACUGCAACUUCCCCAGACUCACUGGUCAUAGAAGCAGUGAACCACAAUGAAGGCCUCAAAGACCUUAUUAAAGACCAUUUUCCAGAAAAAGCAAGGCUAUCUGAGAAUUUAGAUGAGAAAAACAAGCCAGCAGGGGAAAAUGGUCAUUUGUGGCAGGAGCAACCAUGUUGCCAGGUCACCGAAAAUGGUAAAGCCAUAUAUAAAGUAAUUCAUACUUCACAACAAGAUACCUCUGUUUUGCAAGUUAUAUGUGGAUUGGAAGCUUCAUUGCAAGAUGACGCACAUAUUCAUAUACAGAACAGUGAACACAGGAGAUCAUGUUGCCAGAAAGGUGGACACCAGUUUGAAAUUCAGUGUGAAUCAGUAAAUCUUAGUGUGGUCUCCAUAAUACAGGAUACGGGGUCUAAGUCAGAAACAGAAACAGUGUCAGAAAGCCAGGGACUGUUUUCUGAUGAUCCUGAUGAAGAGUCACUGCAAAAACAAGUUUCAUUAAAGCCUGCGAAACAAGCUGUGAGCAGAACAGAGACAUUGAGUCAUGAAGCUGAAAAUUCUUCAUAUGUCUCAUCAGAAUAUAAAUUUCCAAAGAAGCAAUUCUAUAAAUUCAGUAUUUUCCCAGGCAAAUGGAUUAAAAUUUGGUGUGACAGGCUUACAUUUUUGGCAUUGUUUGACAAAACUGAAAAUAUUGGGGAAAACAUCAUAGCAAUAUUGCUGGCCAUCUGUGUUUCAUUUUUUGGAUUUUUACUUCUGCACCAAGGCCUCUUCAAAGACAUUUGGAUAUUCCAGUUUUGUGUUGUUAUUUCAAGCUGUCAGUUUUGCCUUCUUAAGAGUGUACAGCCGGAUCCUGCGUCACCAGUUCAUGGUUAUAACCAGAUCAUUACAUAUAGCAGACCAGUUUAUUUUUGUAUUUUAUGCAGUGUUAUCUUGCUGCUAAAUGCUGGUUCUGAAGCAAAAGACUUACAUUUACACACACUGUAUGGAUUCCACUUUUUGUCCCCAGAAUGUUUUCAGAGUGUCAGAGAUCAAAUUAUUGUGCUUGUGAGUUUGUUUCCUCUUAUUUCCCUUCUGGGACUCUUUCCUCAAGUAAAUACAUUUUGUGUAUAUUUCCUGGAGCAAAUAGAUAUUCUUGUGUUUGGGGGCUCUGCCAAAGAUGGGUUUUUGUCAGCGCUAUACAGUUUAUUUCGCAGCACUGUUAUUGCUGCUCUUUUAUUCAUUGUUUGUCACCAAUCCAUAAAGGAGCCCUGGGACAUUAGACACAUACCACCCCCCUUUUCUAUUUUUUGUGGUCUUUUGAUUUCGCUUUCUUAUCACUUGAGCCGACAAAGUAGUGAUCCAUUUAUUCUAAUAUCUCUGGUUAAAUGUAACAUUUUUCGCAGACUGUUUUGUGAAAAUAUGAAAAGUAUUCCAACACAGCAAGAAGAUCCUUUACCGCAGAAGAUAAAGCACUUAGUGAAAGAAAUUUUAAUUUCCGAUCUUAUUGUCUGCACGGUGAUUGCUAUUUUGACAUUUGCAGUUAGUGCCAGCACAGUGUUUUUGUCUCUAAGACCAUUUCUUAGUAUUGUGUUACUUGUAUUAACACUAAUAGUGGGAGUCCUGGCACACUAUGUAAUUCCUCAGCUUCGAAAACAUCAUCCUUGGCUAUGGAUUUCUCAGCCAGUUCUACAGAACAGAGAAUAUAAACAGAGAGAAGUUCUUGGUGCAGCACAACUGAUGUGGUUUGAAAAAUGUUAUGUGUGGCUUGUUUGCCUUGAGAAAUAUGUCUUGUAUCCAUCAAUCAUUUUGAGUGCUGCAACUAUUGAGGCUUUCUCAGUCAGCAAAUAUUCAAGAUUUGGAAAAAAAUUGGAUUCUUUGUUAAUAUCUAUUGCUGGAUUAAAACUGCUGAGAUCUUGUUUCUGCAGUCCUAUUCACCAGUAUCUGGUUUUUGGAUUCACAGUCCUAUUUUUUCUCUUUGACUAUCACAUUAUAUCAGAGAGCUUUUUACUGGAUUUUUAUUUUAUUACAAUCUUGUUCUACAAGUUUCUUGAACUACUAAAUAAGAUGAAUUAUGUUCUGGCGUACAUUGCACCAUGGCAAAUUGCUUGGGGAUCUUCAUUCCAUGUAUUUGCUCAACUUUUUGCCAUACCCCAUUCUGCUAUGCUUUUCAUUCAAACAGUUGCUACUUCAGUUUUGUCAAUGCCACUUAGUCCUUUUCUUGGCAGUGUCAUUUUUGUGGCAUCAUAUGCAAGACCAAUUAAAUUCUGGGAGAAAAAAAACAGCACUGUGCGACUUGACAAUUUAAAUACAAGACUACAACAGCAAAUUGAAAAAGAUCCAGGAAAUGAUGACAACAAUUUAAAUUCCAUUUUUUAUGAGCACCUUUCAAGGUCCCUUCAACAUUCUUUGUGCGGAGACUUGAUGUUGGGGCGAUGGGGGAAUUAUUCCGCGGGUGACUGCUUUAUUUUAGUGUCUGAUUAUUUAAAUGCACUAGUACACUUGGUCGAAAUUGGAAAUGGUUUCAUUACUUUCCAGCUUCGUGGGCUUGAGUUUAAAGGAACAUACUGCCAUCAGCGUGAAGUGGAAGCAAUAACUGAAGGUUAUGACGUCAAUCAAGGAUGUUGCUGCUUUCAGCCUGGACAUUUACCACAUAUACUUUCAUGUAAUUCAGCAUUCAACCUAAGAUGGCUGACAUGGGAAGUAGUUAGGGGCCAAUACAUACUGGAAGGAUACAAUGUAAUUUACAGUAAUGCAUCAAGUCUGUUUCAAGUAUUUGAUCUCCGAAAAAUUCUCAUCAGAUAUUAUGUAAAGAGCAUAAUAUACUUUGCAACAUGUUCACCAAAGCUUCUUCAUUGGCUAAGUGAUCAAUCAAUGCAAAAGGCUUUACAAUCUUUCACAAAGUGGGACCAUGUGGAAAAUGAUCAUACAAUGUUCAAUAUUAACAUAGAUGAAGACUACAUUCCAUGCCUGCAAGGAAUUACAAGAGCCAGCUUCUGCAGUGUUUAUCUGGACUGGAUUCAGUACUGUGCUAAAAAAAAUUCAAAGAAAGUAGACUGUGAUGAAGACUCAUUUCUGGUAACAAUUUCCUUUGGAUUGUGUAUUCUGGGUAGAAGACUUUUGGCGGCAGCAACACAUCACUUGUCUUUCAGCUUGGAUUCAUUUCUCCAUGGCCUACAUACCUUAUUUAAAGGACAUUAUCGAAUAUCUAAGGAGGAAGAAUGGGUAUUUGCGGAUAUGGACUUGUUACACACUGUUAUUUCUCCAGCAAUUCGGAUGUCUUUGAAGCUCCACCAAAGUCAAUUUGCUUGUCCUGAAGAAUAUGAAGAUCAUCCUGCACUUUUUGAUGCAAUUAAGGUAUUUGAAGAAAAGGUUGUUAUUUGUGAUGAAAAAGAUCCUGCUUGGAGAGCUGCAGUACUUUCUAACAAAGAAGAGCUUCUGACACUGAGGCAUGUUGUUGAUGAAGGGAAUGAUGACUACAGCGUGAUUAUGCUUCAAAAAAGCUACCUCAGCUUUAAAGUUAUAAAGGUCAAUAAGGAAUGUGUUCGAGGGCUUUGGGCUGGACAACAACAGGAACUAAUUUUCCUUAGGAACCGUGACCAUGAACGGGGCAGCAUUCAAAAUAACAAGCACGUGUUAAGAAAUCUAAUCAACUCAUCCUGUGAUCAGCCUCUGGGUUACCCUAUAUAUGUUUCCCCAAUAACUAUUUCUUACCUAGGAAUGCAUGAGCAACUCAAUACUUUAUUGGCUGGACCAGUUGACGUUGGCCAUAUUACAACAUUGUUUCAAACAAAAUGGCGUGUCAUGAGGAAAGAGAACAACAGAAGUAAUGAUAAUGUCGGAAAUGCCGAAGAGUCUGACUGUGAUAGAAGUUUAUCCUCAGCAACCAGCUCUUCAGAAAGCAAUGCAAGAAACUCCCAGAAUGUGUGUAAUGAAAAUCAAGAGGUUAAAUGCAUGGACAUAAAAAGUUUGCAACCAAUAGGUAAAAGAAAAUUGAAGAGUAAAUCAGCACACACCCAUUCUUCUUUAAACCACAUUUCUGCACAUUCCGGGGCAAACAAGGAAAAACGCCAUGUGUGUUGUGCUGCAACAGAUGAUUACAAACUUACCAAAAGACUAUCUUCAAGUCAACACUGUGUACCAGAUUGCACUCCAUCUCCCUUUUCUCGUGCGAAUAAAAAUAUAAAUGAACAAACCCAAGAGCUGCAACAGUCCGGUUACACAUCAUCCACAAAUUCGACAUUAAGCCUUUUGUUUGGAAAGAAAGGCUUUUCUAGUGCUCUUGUUUUGUCAGGUCUGUCAGCUGCUGAUGGAGACAAUACAGCUGAUACUCUGUCCUCUGGAAGUGUAAACCUUGUAGUAUGUCCACUUUCUAAAACUCAAAAUCAAAUGGAGAGAUUUUAUGAAACAUUUGAAACUGCUGAGAUUGCUGAGGGAAGUCAAAUGUCUGAACAAGAACAUCAAGGUGGAGCUGCCAACACUCCUUCUCUGGAAACAUCCACCGUCAGCCACUAAAAAGAGUUUGUCAUUCUUUAAUAAAAUCAAAUCUUCACAGGUGUAUGUAGCUGUAACCUUAAAUGAUGUCACUUUCAAAUGAAAAAUUAUUCAGGGACAUAUUGUAUGCAAAGUUAAACAGCUAAAAUGUCAUGCAUGUUCAUUGAUAUUUUUAAUCACACCUGCUUGCACAUGCUUUAUUAUAUUUAUGUAUUUAUUUAGGUAAUUAUUUUCCAUUUUAUUUAUUUUUCAUUUAUUGAAACAUUUACAUGACAAAUGUUGCAUCAGUAAUGCUAACCUAUGGUGGUAUAGCACUAAAACAAAUGAAAAAUAAAAUUAUUAUAUUCUCA
Messenger RNA from Rana temporaria (common frog), 5368 nucleotides. RefSeq names its product pecanex 2 (gene PCNX2). Gene Ontology annotation, cellular component: membrane. Lineage: Eukaryota; Metazoa; Chordata; Amphibia; Anura; Ranidae. The coding region runs from base 147 to 5039 and encodes 1630 amino acids. The transcript is spliced from 33 exons. The record is from RefSeq and is a predicted model, not a curated record.